AUGUCCUUGCCGACGUGGGCCUUCGAGGGCGAUGUCGGCCUCCAGUGCGUUGGGCUUGUGCUGGCGUCCGCCGUCGGGGUGCUGCUCUACUACCUUCCGCUGCGCAUCCUGCAGCAGCAACGCAACACCCGGGCCCUGAUGUUGCUGGAGCCCAACGCCAAGGCAGCUUCCGCCGGCCUGAUGCUCUACUCGUGCUUUGGCAUGCUGCAGCCACACCUCCCCAGCGGGCUCCGCACCUGUUUGGGCGCACCGCCGUCCUCUGGUGUGCUUUGCUUCCUCGGCGGCGCGGCCAUUGGCAGCGGGCUCGUGUUCCACAUCAGCCGGCACUAUGGCGACGCCAGCCCUAAUGCCGCAAAUGCGGCGGUGCUUGCGCACGGCAUCGCCGAGGGAGCGGGGUUGGGCCUUCUUGUGGGCAGCCCGGGGUUUGACGCCGUCUUCCGCGGGCAAGUGCUCCACGGCGUGCCGGAUGGCGCGCUUGUGGCGAUGGUGUCGCUCGGGCGCUACGGCCUAUUGCGUGCGAUGCGCACCGCGCUGUUCGCGCGUCUUGCGCAAGCUGCGGCAUACUACGCGGCCGCCGUCUACCUGCCGCCCGUCCCCGAGGAUGUGGCGCAAAUCGCGGAAGGGGUGGCGCUUGGCUCGAUGGCCGCCAUGGUAUGGGAGGAGCUUGCCAAACCUGCUCGCGACGCGCUGGGGGGCAAAACGGCCAUACUCAUCAUCGCCGCCGCCGCAGGGGCCAGCGCCGCCGCUUGUUAG
This is a messenger RNA of Trypanosoma rangeli, 753 nucleotides long. RefSeq lists its product as uncharacterized. The coding region runs from base 1 to 753 and encodes 250 amino acids. The record is from RefSeq and is a predicted model, not a curated record. NCBI's taxonomy places the organism in Eukaryota, Euglenozoa, Kinetoplastea, Trypanosomatida, Trypanosomatidae. The transcript has a single exon.